Molecule: messenger RNA, 1127 nt
Organism: Thermothielavioides terrestris NRRL 8126
Lineage: Eukaryota; Fungi; Ascomycota; Sordariomycetes; Sordariales; Chaetomiaceae
Exons: 3
Coding region: 99-530 (143 amino acids)
Biological process (GO): clathrin-dependent endocytosis; protein transport
Cellular component (GO): AP-2 adaptor complex; intracellular membrane-bounded organelle
Molecular function (GO): clathrin-cargo adaptor activity
Source: RefSeq, a predicted model, not a curated record
CUCCUGUGUAAUAAGCGACACCGCGACUGCUGCAACAUCGAGUCGAGUGCAGCGGCAGCGACCCCAACCGGCGGACCACCCGCGCCGCAGCCGCAGCCAUGUUGUCCUUCAUCCUGAUCCAGAACCGGCAGGGCAAGACCCGGCUGGCCAAGUGGUACGUCCCGUACAGCGACGAGGAGAAGAUCAAGCUCAAGGGCGAGAUCCACCGCCUCGUCGCGCCGCGCGACCAAAAGUACCAGUCCAACUUCGUCGAGUUCCGCAACCACAAGGUGGUCUACCGGCGGUACGCGGGGCUCUUCUUCUGCGCCUGCGUCGACACCAACGACAACGAGCUCGCCUACCUCGAGGCCAUCCACUUCUUCGUCGAGGUGCUCGACGCCUUCUUCGGCAACGUCUGCGAGCUCGACCUCGUCUUCAACUUCUACAAGGUCUACGCCAUCCUCGACGAGGUCUUCCUCGCCGGCGAGAUCGAGGAGACCAGCAAGCAGGUCGUGCUGACCCGCCUGGAGCACUUGGAUAAACUGGAGUGAUAAAGACAGAGAGAGGGCUGCUGCCCGGCUGGCUGGAUUCUUUCAUUGCGUUGAGCGUUGGAAGGGCUCGUCGUGUUCUGGUAGGGUUCGGACGGGCUGGGAUGGACCACACUACGGCCGGCGGCCCGGUUUUUAUGCUUGGGCGUUGCAUGGCGACUGGGAAAUGAGGGUACAGCGAUUUGUGAGGAGGAAAUGUGGCGCACGUUGUGUCGUGGACUGAGGCGGGCGAUUGGGGAGAACCAGCGCUGUGCCGCGUCGAGUCGGUCAUCGGUGGAAGGCGAGAAAGACUCUCGCGGCGGCGAAGGUCUAGUUACGCCGCCCGAGGUACGGAGGCAACAAGUGGAAGGGCGCAUGACGGACAGCUGCCGGUUACACUGAGCAUCGUCGGCAAUGGAGGCAGCUCCAUUUUGCUUGGGCAAGCAGGUUAGGAGAGCGGCCCUGCAGUAAUGCUCUCGGCACAGUCAUCGCUGGAACACAUAGCUCGAGCUGGAGUACCAGGCUGCCCUAAUUCAAUGAGGAGGCAGUCAUUUCGCACACAUCCCGCACCGGGUCCCCGGAUCCCGCCAGACAGAGCAGAUCGAAGCAGAGAGGUUUCUG